CAAAGAGACACAGACCAAUGAUCAGUGGUACCUGUUGCCUAGCGUGCCUAGCUGGGCAUUACUGCCUUUCUGCUAUGCCAUUAAUGGCAAACGAUGUACCGAAGUAGUGUGUGUGCGUUGGCAUUUGCGAGUACAUCAAACGAAAGCCCCGCCCGUUCCUAAUCCGCUCGCUACCUAGUUGCAGAUCACUGCAAAGCAAGAUGAAACCACUAGUGGGGUUAAUGAGAGAUACAGAUAUAACUGUAUAGAUGCUCAGGAACGUUGUCUCGUUUUCCACCGAAGCAAGAAGCGUCCGGCUUUGACAUCAGUUCACGUCUUCACAACCUCGUCGUCGGCUACCGCACCAAUGGCGGAUACCACUACCACUACCGAGACUCCAACUCUGGAUGACGUCCUCCGCGUAUUCUCAAGACCAUCUGCACCCCGAACUGAGGAUGUAAAGACACCGAAAGUACAGGCGCCCGGAGAACUCUGUCGCACAAAAACGCUCUACGAAGGCCGUUCCGUAUGCGACUGCUGCAUCAACUGGGCUGAGAGAUUUCCAGACACGGUGAAAGAAUCUUUCGAGAAAACCCCCGAGGUUAAGCAGCACGCCAUCCUUGCCCGGAUGAAGAAGAGCCACGGACCGAACAAGAAACCUCUGGAGCUGGAUUCGAUCGUCAUUCAAAGCUCGCUGCUUAAGCCUGUCAUGGAGGAAGUUCUCACACAAUACCCUGGCGUAACCUUAACUCUGCAGAAUCCCACGUUUUCUGCGCCUUUUAGGGAGUUCUUCCAUCGCUUUGAACUUCUUGAGAAAAGCCUAGAGAAGCAGGAAGGCGACACACUCGCGCACACGCAACUAUUGAUUGACACCCUGAAACCGACCAUCAGCGACAUCCAACAGGCAUCAAAUGACCUCAUCCAAAACGGGGUUAUAACUUACGAAUAUCUUUGGACGCUUUUCCCUCCUGGUUCCCUUGUUUACCAAGUACUAUCAGGCCAGCACUGCGUCUUUGAAGUUGGGAAGACCGACUACGAUGAGAAUACCAAGACGUUUGGCAUCCAAUGUAGAAACAUUGACUGGGAUGGCAAAAUGUUCGGCUGGAAGUAUUUUGUCCUCCAGAUGGGAUCUUUCUCCGGGACCAAGGCAAUCAAAGAUCUCGAGGUGUACCCUUUCAGCUAUCACCAAACUUCGAAUGAUGUCGAAGCGUCAUUAUCAGCCAGAGGACGCAAAUUUGUGUCUCUCCGGGGCACUCAUUACAAAGCCUACCGAGGAUUUAUAGAUCGCGUUGGCAGUAACACAUUCAACACAUGUUCUUCCUCAUAUGUCCAAGGUCGUAUUGUUGUGGAUGCAGAGACAUUCUUUCAAUAUUCAAGUUUGUCCAAAACUUUGAAGCCGCUUGAGAAAGAAGACGAGGAGUUCUCUGAACGUCACUUUUUGCUAUGUAGCGCAAAAGUAAAGGGAUACAGUUUGGAAACGAAGACAUGGGGUCAGUUUGCCGUCGAUGAUGUAUUUGAUAUCCAAUGGAACGAGAACGCAUUCACAGAUUUGGUAUUACCUGAUGACAAAAAGCGGUUCAUGUUGUCCAUGGUACGGACGCAAAUACACCAUGACAAAGGGCGAGGUUUUGAUGAUAUUGUUGAGGGAAAAGGGGAAGGAACCUCGUUCCUGCUUACAGGGGAACCUGGAGUAGGAAAAACACUUACUGCGGAGUGCGUUGCCGAAAAAACAAGGACACCUUUGUAUACUUUGAGCGCAGGAGAACUUGGCACUUCGACCAAGGACGUCGAGCACAAUCUAGCCAAGGCACUUGAUCUGUCGUACAGGUGGAAGGCCAUUCUCUUACUGGACGAGAGCGACGUGUUCCUCGAACAGAGAUUUGCAGAUACCUUCGAGCGAAACCAAAUGGUAUCAAUAUUUCUCCGCAUGCUCGAGUAUCAGCGCGGUAUUGUUUUCCUCACGUCCAAUCGCCGCUCUGUCAUUGACAAAGCCUUCCAAUCUCGAAUCGACUUUACGCUCCACCUCGCCAACCUGGAUCCUCCAUCCCGGCUCAAAAUAUGGAAAUCUGUUCUCCAAUGCGCCGACCCAGCAGCACAGUUUUCGGACGAACAGACAGAAGCCCUCUCGCAGCACCAGUUGAACGGAAGGGAAAUCAGGAAUGCUGUAAAAUCAGCGCAGCUACUAGCAACUGACGAAGGGGCGGCCUUGAGUCUAUCCCAUGUAGAUGCGGUUCUCAGGGUGACGCAAGAGCACAGGAAAUGGGACGUCCCAAAGGUCCAGGCAAGCCAAGAUCAAUGGAAGCAGGAUAUCCCAAAGGUCCAGGAAAAACAUCAAGAUCAAGCCAGCCAGAUCCGAACACGGCGGCGCUUCUCUAAAGACUUUAGGAUCAAGAGGGUCUUGUCUGUAUGGAAGCUCCAGAUACUUGGAAGAAUAUAAUGUAAAGAUGUGUCACUGCUUCAGCUCCGCUCCCUGGUUUAAUCCUGUAACUACAUUACACCAUCGCAUCGCUCCGUAAUUCUCAUGUGGCAUAGGCGCUGCGUACGUACACAUUCUUUCGUUCGGAACUUUUUCACAAUACCAACAACUUCUUGUGCGCUUGUAUAAAUGGGGGAGUUAUAAGAUACAAGGACGUUCUAACAGUAAAG
Molecule: messenger RNA, 2625 nt
Organism: Aplosporella prunicola CBS 121167
Lineage: Eukaryota; Fungi; Ascomycota; Dothideomycetes; Botryosphaeriales; Aplosporellaceae
Exons: 6
Coding region: 347-2416 (689 amino acids)
Molecular function (GO): ATP hydrolysis activity; ATP binding
Source: RefSeq, a predicted model, not a curated record